Molecule: messenger RNA, 984 nt
Organism: Pipistrellus nathusii (Nathusius's pipistrelle)
Lineage: Eukaryota; Metazoa; Chordata; Mammalia; Chiroptera; Vespertilionidae
Source: the annotation of a GenBank genome assembly
AUGAUCAGAAAUUCAGAUCUCACCAGUUUUGUGUGCUGUGCUGUUUGUAAUAAAAUAGUUCCACCAGCUCCUAUAGGGGACAUCUUCAAACAGAUCCAUGAAUACAAGCCAUUUAAGACACGCUUUUACACUCACAAAGAUAUACUGGAUAUUGGGGCAGAUCUUUUGUAUAAAGAAGAACUAUUUCAAGAGACUAUACUCCAAGAACGCAUUGCAAAAGCAGAAGCUGGUUUGUGGGCUCAGGCCGAUGAACGCCAAAAGCAAGCAGUAGAGAAAGCACUCGAAGAAGCAGAUGACAAACAUAACAUCAGACUUCAGAUUCUGGAAGAGGAACACCAAAAAAAAAUACAGGAUAUAACAACUCAAACCAAGUUAGAGAUGCAUCUAAACAUAGAAGAACAACUAAAGAGAGAUAACUUGGCUGCAGAACAGCGCAUGGUCCAUCGAAUCCAAAGGAUCAUGAUGGAGUGCCAUAAGGAGAAGACGGAGGCUGUGGAGAAAGCCAGGGCCGAGGAGAGGCUGCUGGCCCAGGGAGCCAUCCUGGCCCAGAAAAGUAAGGUCAUGGAGGAAUUCAUGAGUGCUGGUGUGACCGUCGUUAAGGAUGAGAGGAAGAGUGUGAGCAAAAUGGUGAAGGAAAAAGACCAUGAGAUGAACAUCUUAUACUGCAUGGCUCAGAGGCAGAAGCAGGAGGAAGUCCAGGAAGUGCUGCAGGAAGCGGAGAAAGCCCAUCAGGCCACACUUGGAAAUGUGAUGGACAAACUGGUCAACACUCAGGAGGAGCUGGUGUCGGUAGCACAACAACUGGGAAUUAUGACAAAUUGGAGAGAUUUCUUGGAGGAGGAAUUACAAGAAACAAGAAUGGCAUUUCAAGAAUACAUCAAUUUUACAUUUCCUAAACUUUCACCCGGACAUGCGGAUUUUAUUCUUCCAGAAAGAAAGAAAGUACCUUCCAAUCUUACUCUGAGGGAAACAACUCGUAAGUAG